CGGGCGGGCGGCGCCGCGGAGACACUGGAGCAAGCGUUGCACUUGUCUAGCUGUAUCGACAGCACCACUAUAUAGCUCACGACAGCGCGGACAGCAACGACAGCAGGGGCGCUCUUGUAUUCCACAGCAAAAGCACAGAGACCCUGCCGCAGCGAGCGCGGCGCUCUCGGCGCGCGGACAGCAAAGCAAAGCACAGAUGGCGCCGAGCGAGGCCGCGCUCAACCGCGUGCUCUACGUAUUACUGGUCGUCGUGGGCUACCUUUUUGUUAAAGAGAUCCAGCGAGCGUACGAGCGGCGGCAGCAGGCGCUCUGGGACGAUCGGUAUAUAGAUGCGGUCCGGUCGUCGCCGGAGGAGUGGAAGCUCGGGUGGCGGCUCGAGGACCUGGAGUCGAGAUUGCAUUCGCAGCGGCGCGUCGCCGACGCGCUGGUCGAGGCGGACGGCGACGUCCAGCACCUCGUCAGCGCCGUGUCAGGCCACGAGGAGGAGUACCACACGCUCGAGUGCGUCUCGCGGCUGGGGAAACGCGUCCACGUCGGGCCGGACGAGUUCCGGGACAUGGCAGAUAGGUGUCAUUUGUUUAGUGGCCUGGACGUGAAGGACGCGCCGGCCGUGGGGCCCCACGAGCUCUUUGAGGUCGUGCCGCUGGACGACGACGCCGUGGGACUGCGGGCGCUGUCGAACGGCAAAUUUGCAAGGGUGAGGGCUCCCGGGGACGAGGCCGCCUGGGACGCGCCCUGGACGGUGGAGUUCGCCUCGCCGCUGCCCGGGCUGGCCGAGCGGUUUCAAUUACGAAACGUGCCGAAGCCGUCGGCGCAGGAUGAUGUGGUCAAGGCCCAGGACGACCCGUGGUCCGGCGUGACGACCACGGAGACCAAGGCCUGGGCGCCCUCAUUCAGGAUGCUCUACUCGGAGCUCAUGCGCGGCUUCAUCCAGUGUAAUGGUGGUGGGGUUUCCGAACCGGUGCGCGGCUUUUCGGGGGAAGCGGCGGACGAGUCGCGCGUCGAGUUCCAGUUCAAUCUUACAAGAGCGGAUGCCGCGACGAUGGCCAAGGCCCGGGAAUUGCUAAGGGCUUCAAAGCAUGCCGAGGAGUUGAGAGCCAAGGCCGACGCGAAUAGACGAGCCCGUCUCCUGGCCGCCUCGGCCGAGCGGGGCGAGAAGUUUAGUCUCAAGCCCGGCGAGCGGUUACCGAGACGGGGGCCCUCGGCCCUCGAUUCUGGCUCUUUGAAAGUAGCGAUAGUGGUCCCGAUGACCUCGCGGGGCACCGACAUGGACGGCGUCGAGCAGUCGCCGCUCUGGUUCAAUUUGUUUGCGUCGUUCGUCGAGUCCGUAGACUGGCGGAAGAACCGCCACACCUUCCACUUCUACCUCGGCUUCGACAAGGGUGAUGAUUUGUACGACACGGGCGACGCGUGGUCGGAGAUGCGGCGCGCGUUCCGGGCCCACGCGAAGAAGGCGUUGCGGUGGCUGGGCUACGGCAACUUCACGGUGGCGAGGGUCGCGGACGGUAUUGAUGGUUCAAAACCGGCCGUCGAUUUGACACUGGUCCAUUUCUCGGACACGGCGGGCGCGCCGUCGCAAGCGGUCUCGCAGAUGGCGAGGAUGGCCGUCGGUGAGGGCGCGGACUACAUCUAUCAGUUGAACGACGACACGAUUUUAGUCUCGAAGGACUGGUUGGCGACGGUGUGGAAAUCAACAUCGUCAGCUCGAUGGCGUGGAGCUUCCACGCCGUCGACGCGACGCUGUCUCCGUAACUCACCGGCUGAUUUCCGCGCAGGUUGACGACGUACGUGAAAGCGCUCGAGAACUCGGAACUCGCGCCGAACCUAGGCGUGGCCGGUCCCUUGGACACGACGAACGAGCGCAUUCUGACGCACGCCUUUGUGCACAAAACGCACGUCGAGAUCUUCGACGCGUUCUUCCCGGCGACCUUCAAGAACUGGUGGAGCGACGACUGGAUCAGCCAGGUCUACGGGAGAAGGGCGACCUUCGCGCGCAAGGACGUCGUCGUCACGCACAACGUGCAGUCCCAGAAGACGGGCGCGUGGAACAGAUAUGAUGUGGACCACUCGGCGCAGCACGCGUUGCAUUCCGAGGUCCAAAAGGGGUUCGUGACGAUCAACGCGUGGCUGCGGGCGCGCGACUACCCGAGCAUGCCGCUGCCUAGCGUCUGCGGCUACUCGCCGAUGAUGACGCGGGUCUACGAGCGGCUGAUGAAGCGGGGGUUGUAAGAGUGCGUGUGGUUUCUUGGUUCUUCGUUUUCGGGGCCCGGGAUUUAACGCUUGUAAUAG
Molecule: messenger RNA, 2289 nt
Organism: Pelagomonas calceolata
Lineage: Eukaryota; Pelagophyceae; Pelagomonadales; Pelagomonadaceae
Source: the annotation of a GenBank genome assembly